Paramacrobiotus metropolitanus is the source of this 3964-nucleotide messenger RNA. RefSeq lists its product as uncharacterized. The record is from RefSeq and is a predicted model, not a curated record. The transcript is spliced from 2 exons. Bases 194 to 2938 code for a protein of 914 amino acids. Lineage: Eukaryota; Metazoa; Tardigrada; Eutardigrada; Parachela; Macrobiotidae.
ACUGGAGUAGAGCGCCACUACUGUUGCUACGGCAGUCAGCCGGCACAGUAACUUACCAAAGCGUGCGGCACCACCGUUACGGUAAAACCGGCGGCAGCGCGGGAACGGAUAGUGGAAGAAGAAUCUGGAUCAUUUGGAUCAUUUCCCCGUGGAACGCGGAACGGACGGACGGUUAACAGAUUGAAGCGGAAAAAUGGCACAGAAAGGUCAAGCCACUCCUAAACGUACGGGAACGGCGGCAGACAUCGAUCGGUUUACGGGCUACAAUCCAAAGUGUCCGGACUGUCUACGUAAUAACAAAAAGGUUGAUAAGAAAUUUCCGUGCUACGCAUGCAUUCACAAGCUGGAUGACCCACAUAUUGUCGCACUUGUUGGAGUCUCGGAAGCCAAACGCGGGAACCUGGAUGUCUUCCGCAAUCUGAUAAGCGCAAGGAACUACGGCAGCAUCCCAAUGGAAGAGCGAAUGCUACUCGAGGAUCGCUACCGGGAAGCGAUCCGGAACAACGAACCUGGUUGGGAUGACACCUUGGAGCCGUUGAAGUGUCCACAGACAGACGCGUAUCGGAAGAAAUUUGAAGAAGACCAAGCGAAGAUGCGAGCUCAGCAGAUGGAAGACGAAAUCCGCGCGAAAAUUAAUGCGGAAAAUAAGAGAGCAAGUGAACAGGCCGCACGAGAGGGGCUGCCCAGCACAUCGAGUUUAGUUGCACCUACGGGCACGGCCAGCCUUAAUGAAGACGAAAUGCAACUCGUACGACAGUCGCUUAUCAUUCAAAUUGAAACGUUAACGAAGGAUCCAGCCGCUAUGUCAGACGAGAUAUUCAAAAUGCUGUUGCGGGAGAAGAAACGACUGCAAGACGGGUUCGCGCCGGCACCAUACAUAAAGAAGGAAGUCGAAAGACGUAUGGAUGACCUACGUAAAUCUCGCCGAACCGAAAGCGAUGUGCUGCAAGCACUCAGAAGCUUCAAACGGGAUGAAGGCUUCAUACGGCCACGGUCGCCUCCGCAUAGAGAAAGGUCACGCGGACAUUCACGUGAACAUGAACGGAUUUCGGAACGACGGAGCGAAAGGUCACGUGAACACUCUCGUGAAAGGACACGUGACUACCACCGUGAAAGGUCACGCGAACGUUCCCGCGACAGGGAUUACCGCGGCGGAAGAGGAUGGGUACGCCACGGCGACGAAGUAACAGAGAUGAGCAUUCAGAGGAAGAUCGACACAACGAAGUUACUGGCAGCGACCAGAGAACGUGAAGACAAACGGCGUGCGGAGACAUUCCGUACAGAACCUGAAAAGGAAGGACAUCAGGUGCCGACGGAAGUUGCUUUCCGUAAUCGUAACGUCAGGAUGUCAACACCCGAAAGGUCAUGGGAUAAAAGACGCGAACAUACGCGAAAUCGAACGCCUGACCCACGCGAUAAAAGAUGGCAACAGAGGGCUGCAUUCUACGCGACCUUUGACUCGGGCGCAAAUAAAAGGUCAUCAAGCACUGAACGGGAAGAUUCACCCCCAAAGUAUCAGCGGGUGGAGUCAGUGGUUCAUGUAGUGGAUCCCAUCGUGAGUACCGUACAAGAAGAUGACGCGAUGGAAGGUACUGGCUCAGUUGUCGAAACCACGUCUCAAGAGAAUGUGACCCACCGACGAAAUGUAAUCUUGGAUAGUGACCUUCAACCGGCUUCAUCGACGAGUAAUGAACCGUCGCAGCCAGCAUCAGCAGACCGACGCGAACUGGAAGGUCAAGGCGAACCGGAUAAUCGUCGCCAAGGGGAUCAGCGAUUAAACUCCAGAUUUAAUAACCGACAACCAGAAAGUAUUGACAUGGAAUAUAAGACGACUGAUAUCGAUGAGCAAACGGUCGAAAUUUGUCGAUACUUUGGACUUGAGCCGGAUUCGGUUGAAGCCAACAAAAUUGGCACAAUUCUGAGACAGUUGAGCCAAUUCCUACUCGAUUCUGGGUACGCGAGAGAGAUUAAGAGGGGAGUGGAAGAAGGAACUUUUCGUCGACUAUACAUUCCUCGUGACUCUGCGCGAGAUUGUUAUCUCCCCAUCCGACGAAAUGGAUUACACAGUUUGCUGGAUUUGAGCCUAUUGGAUGUGCCAUUGGACACGACUGACCCAGUCGGGAUGACACAAUUUUAUUACACAGACUAUGAUGAACGACAAGAAUAUGUGGCUCAAUUCGUUCUACGACAUGUGAAUCCGGCCUUCAAGUUACUUGCAGCUAGAGCAUCGAUCGGAUUACAGGUGGAUCCCACAGACCAUGCCGCAAAAAGGAUGGGGCAGAAGGUCUUCGCUGCGAGAUUGGCACACUAUAAAACACAGAACCAGUUGGUUUCCAACACAAUGAAGGACGACAUCCCGCCACUUUUCCGACCUCACGUGGUUAAGUUGGGAGAGCCUAUGGAACAUGUUGGAAUAGCCCACACGGCUCGGAAGGCGUUGAAAAAGUGUAGGACACGAAGGGAAAAGGGAAACCUUACACAGCGCCAUGCCUCCCAGGUCGAAGAGCGGAUUAAUAAGAUCAAAGAUACUAUGGGAAGCGAUUAUGUUGAACCAAUGGACGGAGUAGACGUCUACAUCAACGAAUUUCUGGUGAAUAAAGGCGACCGACGCCCAGAACGCGCCCCUAACCAGAUAGGACGACGCGGCCUAAGAAACCAGCGACUCCGCGAUAACCUCGCUGAUGUGCAACGGCGACUGGCGGACGACCCUAAUAACCGAAGACUGCGACUGGAAGAAAAUGACGCACGCCACCGGGUAGAGGCGGUUAAACGCAGCCGCCAAGGGAAAGGUCGCGGUCAGCGAGAAGUUGAUCUGGAAAAGGUCAUGGCGGUUGAUUCAACAGAACCAGUCGACCGAACAUCUGACCGUAAUCAACCGGAAAGCACUAAGAAACGUCCGCCGAGAGACGGCGAAGAUGAUUCAAAUGAAAUGGAAUAGUGUUGGUCGUUAGGAUCACACUAUUAAAAGGACGUCUACGGCAUUUGUCGGUACGUCACAAAAAUGAAAAAUGGUGUUGUAUAUGAGGGCGAUAUGACUUGUCUACAUAAACUGUAUUUGUGUAUUUGUUGUUUUCAGCGUUUAUAGCACAGAACCGCAAAGGAUAAAGAAAUCAUGUGGAGCAGCGAUUGGGGUUUAAAUUGAUUCGGUCUAUUACGCCGGCCCCAAAGGAGUUGCUACGGCAGUCAGCCGGCUCUCCUCCUUAAGCGACUCAGUGUUAUAAAUUAGCAAGAGAAACUACGGUAAUCAAGCCGGAUCUCUUGAAGACGAAGAUGGGCCAUAAGCGGCGAAAAAGAGAAAGACAACAGGUGGAAAUAUUAUUGGGGUUAAAUUUGAUUCGGUCUAUUAGCCGGCCCCAUCAGAGACGCUACGGUGUACUAUGCCGGCCACUCUCCUUAAGCGAUUCAGUGUCAAAACUUAACGAGAGAAAUAACGGUAAUCAAGCCGGAUCUCUCGUACGGAAGCUGGGCCACAAGCGGCGAACAAGAGUAAAAGAUUUAAUGUGGAAGCGUCAUGGGGUUAAUUUAAUGCGGUAGUUAGCCGGCCCCAUCAGAGAUGUUACGGUAAACUCUGCCGGCACUCUGGCCGCUCGAGGCAUAUUGAAGUGGGAUGUGCGACGGAAAGGUCAACUUAAAGUUUUACCAGGGGGGCAAGCGAAGAAAUGCUUGAAAGUCGGCAAAAAUCGGCUAAGUUCCUCCAUGACCUUUAAUGGAAGUUUGAAGAAAAGUUGGAUGACCCUUGGGAUCAUUACCGCCCAAGAGAGUCACCGUACCGGAAUUCCAGUCGCAUGACCUUUUGGGACCAUUAACCCAUAACGAGUCGCACAUCUCAACGGAUCAUCUCAAUAAAGGAUGACCUUUAUCAGGGAGGAAGCGAAUUACGCUUGUCUACACGACGUCCCUCCAUGACCUUUAACGGAUCUCAUUUUUAAGUCGUACAAUUGAUACGCACCAUAUUCCAAAGAUG